AUGGCCGCCGAGCCGGGCGGCGUGCACGCCCGGCCCAGCCGCUGCUGCCGCCCGCCGCUCGCCUCCUUCGCCGCCGGGCUCCUGCUGCUCCUGCCGCUGCCUCCCUCCGCCUCCUCCUCUUCCUUCUGUGACCACCGCGUACCCAGCGGCGACCAGGUUGUCUAUCAAGUUCCUCUAAAGGAAAAUCACGUCUCGAAGAGGAACGUGGAUCAGCAGCUGAGAAUUAAGAUUGUAUAUGACAGAAGCGUUGAGGAUUUGCUGCCUGAGAAAAGACACCUUAUAAAGAGCAAACUCUUUCCACAAGCUAUCUCUUAUUUGGAGAAGACAUUUCAAGUACGCAAAUCUGCUGGUGCUAUAUUGCUGAGCAGGCAAUGUGUGACAAACCAAUAUUUAAGGAGGAAAGCUGACCCUCACAGAUAUUGCCAAAAAGCCUGUGCAGACCAUACAAGGUGUGGGCCCGUUAUAGUUCCUGAGAAACACCUCCAGCAAUGCAGGGUGUACAACGACAGUGACUGGCACCGCAGGCCCACGGGCUCACCUGACCAGGAAGGGGUUCGAGAUGCUGACUUUGUGCUCUACGUUAGUGCUCUCACUACUGACAGGUGUGGCCAUGAAAAUAUCAUUGCAUAUGCAGCCUACUGUCAGCUGGAAGCUGAAAUGGACAGGCCAAUAGCAGGAUAUGCUAACUUGUGCCCUAACAUGAUUUCAACACAAGCUCAGGAAUUUGUUGGCAUGUUGUCUACAGUGAAACACGAGAUAAUCCAUGCACUGGGUUUCUCUGCUGGACUGUUUGCAUUUUAUCGUGAUGAUGAUGGAAAACCUUUGACACCAAGAUAUGCAGAUGGCCUUCCACCUUUUAAUGAAAGCCUAGGUUUGUAUCAGUGGAGCAAUAAGGUUGUUCAUAAAGCAGUGAGGCUGUGGGACAUACGUGGUGGCAAAAUGCUGCGCCAUGCUGUUCAUCUUCUGGUGACACCUCGGGUAGUUGAAGAAGCCCGAAAACAUUUUAAUUGUCCAAUUCUAGAGGGAAUGGAGCUUGAAAAUCAAGGUGGCAUGGGUACUGAGCUCAAUCACUGGGAGAAGAGGUUGUUGGAGAAUGAAGCAAUGACUGGAUCCCACACUCAGAAUCGAGUCUUUUCCAGGAUCACCUUAGCGUUAAUGGAAGACACAGGAUGGUAUAAAGCAAAUUACAGCAUGGCAGAGAAAUUAGACUGGGGACGCAAUAAAGGCUGUGACUUUGUAAUGAAGAGCUGCAAAUUCUGGAUUGACCAGAAGAGACAAAAGAAGCAAUUAAUCAGUCCAUACUGCGACACUUUGAGGAGUAAUCCUUUGCAGUUAACAUGCAGACAGGACCAAAGAGCAGUAGCAGUGUGCAACUUGCAGAAGUUUCCAAAGCAGUUACCUCAGGAAUAUCAGUACUUUGACAAUCUUAAUGGAGUACCAGCAGAAGAAUUGCCUUACUAUGGUGGCUCUGUAGAAAUUGCUGACUAUUGUCCCUUUAGUCAGGAAUUCAGCUGGCAUUUAAGUGGUGAAUUUCAACGCAGUUCAGACUGUAGAAUAAUUGAAAACCAGCCAGAUCCUACCAAAAACUAUGGUGCAGAGAAAUACGGACCAAACUCUGUAUGUCUGAUUCAAAAAUCUGCAUUUGUUAUGGAACAAUGCAGGAGGAAACUCAGUUACCCUGACUGGGGUAGUGGGUGUUAUCAAGUUUCUUGUUCUCCACAAGGUCUGCAUGUGUGGGUCAAGGACACUGUGUAUUUGUGCAGCCGCUCAGGCCAGGUGUUGACAGUGAGCAUUCAGAUGAAUGGCUGGAUACACGUUGGCAAUCUGAUUUGCCCAGCCUGUUCAGACUUCUGUGACUCCUGUCCCCCAGAGAGGGAUCCUCCAGCUUCUAACUUAACAAGAGCUGCACCCAUUGACUUGUGCUCCUGCUCCUCCAGCCUGGUUGUAACCCUUUGGCUGCUGGUGGCCAACUUAGUUCCCCUGUUAACAGGAUUGUUUCUCUGCACAUAGACUUGAGCUUGGGGCAAGAAGUCCUGAGAUAAUACCCAUCCUGCUGCACUUCUUACUGUGGAGCAUGGGGACUUUGUCUCUAUAGGCAGCUCUCUCCUGCUGAACCUGCUGGCAAGUAUCACUGCACACAGUAGUCAGGGAGGUGCUGACAAAAGCAGGCAGAGUUUUGAGAGGAGAAAAAUUUACCUUGUCAUCUCAAUAAGUGCCAGUAUUGCAAUCUCUGUUUUUUUUGACACAGUAACAAGAUCCACUUUGCCAACUGUCUUAGGCAACCUGGCAGCUCAGUCAAGAUUUGAAAUGAGAGCUCUUCUGUAAUAGAACUGAGGGCUGGUGUUUUUUGUUAUGUCUGUUGUGUGAUUGGUAGCAAAGCAUCCUCAGACUGGAAAUAUACCUCAGUGGUUUAGUCAAAAGCCAUGUAAAAAUCAGUUGUCAUCACUACUGAUAACCAAGGCCUAAAGAGGCUGGUAAUUUAUUUGUUUGUUUUGUUAAUUCUUACAAUUUAUGGUGGAGGAAAGGAUGUAAUGGGAUAGACCAGUGUUUGGCAGUAGCCUCCACAACUGUAUUCUGCAGCUUUGAGCCCCCUGAGAAUUCAUACUAGGUAAAACAGCUAAUUCUUGGGGUUCAUUGCAUCUUCCUACAUGCACAAAAUGGAAUUUCAGACUGGGAACCAGUACAACUGUCUAGAAAUCCCAUUUUCAUUUAGCAUGUGCCAGUUCUACUGUGAAAUUUAAUACAUCACAUUUGAAUAUUCUGUAGAGUUUGCUAGGCAAAUGCAUUUCAGUACUGAGACUGUAAAUUUGGGAUAGGAUUUAUGAUUAUUUUUUAUUUUGUUGGUUUGUUUCUCGAAUAAUGGCAUUAUUGUUUCAAAAAUGGUAUGAACAUUACUGCAGAUGUUCUCAGCAGACCAGUAGCAAUGGCAGCUAUAAUCUUACAGGAUCAUGCUAAUGUCUCUAGACCAAAAAUUGUAUUGAAUGUGUAAAGAAAGCCUAAUCUGUUUUUUUUUUUUAUUUCUUCCCUCUACUUUUUUUUGACAUGCAAAUACUAUAGAUUAUUUUGAGUAUUUGUAAUAAGUUGAGAAUCAGAUGGUUUGAGACACAUGGGGGCACACUCUGCUACAAAAUUAAUCACUUGAUGACAAAAUAUAUAAGAGGAAGGAAAUUAGUAAAAUCUGUCAAGAUAAGUACAGCUGCUCUAUAGGACCCUUGUAAGGAUGCUUUUAUUUAUUUCUGACUAUAAUAUGUAACAAAUAAUCUUGUUCAGAGGUAAAGAAACUCUUUGUGGUUCAAUCCACUAUCUGUCCUUUUAGGACAGUUUUCACUCCUGAAAAAUGCUAAAUUUAAGGGAGCAGACAUGCCCAUUGCACUAAAAAAUGCAGAUAUAUGGAGAAAGAUGAUGUUACUCUGCUUCUUAAAUGUUCUGUGAUGUUACAGUUGUUGGUGACUGGAUCCCUUUCCUAAAUGGAAGGUGGAGAGGUGGAGUAAAACUUUAGCUACAAUUAUGCUGUAAUAAUAGGACUUCCAUCAUGAUUGUAAGAAAUUCUUUGUGCCUACUGGACUUGAUUUUGUUGUUUUUUUUAUUUAAGGAAACUCUUACACAUUGCUGAAGCAAAGGUGCAUCAGACAUCACAGUUGAGAGCA
Molecule: messenger RNA, 3647 nt
Organism: Cinclus cinclus
Lineage: Eukaryota; Metazoa; Chordata; Aves; Passeriformes; Cinclidae
Gene: LMLN
Product: leishmanolysin like peptidase
Exons: 17
Coding region: 1-2010 (669 amino acids)
Biological process (GO): cell adhesion; proteolysis
Cellular component (GO): membrane; cytoplasm
Molecular function (GO): metalloendopeptidase activity
Source: RefSeq, a predicted model, not a curated record